AUGAGUCUGACAGACCGAGUUGCUGCGCUGGAGGCUGAGCUGAAGGCCAAAGAUACAGAGCUCGCCGAGAUGAAACGGCUCAGCUCGCAGGCCAAGAGCGCAAACUCCGCCAGUGCCCGCGAUGACUCAACAGUCCUUACGCAGGAAUUCAGCAACCUUCGGGCGCUGCUGGCAAACUGUAUUCCAGACCGUCCUGCGGCUAAAGCUAGCACGAUGUCCUCGAGCAACGAGGUCGUCAGCGCACUCCGGAAACUAAACUCCGAUAUCCACCAAGACGCCACAUUUAUGGCCGAGUCCAUGGCUGACUCCUUCGGGUUUGAGAAAGGAAGAGAGAAUGGGAACUCGGAGACGGCGCUAUUCCAGCAAGUGGGCACGACCAUUGGUGCAGGUCUCGUCCACUUCCUGGGCACCAAGAGUCACAGCGAGGAUCCUAUCCUCAUCCAGAUUGCAUUCCAGGCAUACAUAUCUCGGUACCUCUGCUGGCUCUCGACUGCAUGGAUCGCUAGCGGAGGCAAGGAAAGACUUGGCACAGCCGAUCAGAGUAACACCACCCAGGCAGCCACCGCAGCAUGGAAUGCACUGUCGCAUAUUCUCUCCAAGCAUCUCCAGCUCGACGAUACCCAACUUUGUUUCGCAGCCGCAUCCAAAAUCAUAGCCGGGCUCGCUGACAUAUUACUCGUUGCGGGCUGUGAUGCCACUCGGUCGCAACUUUGUGAUGCCUUAAAGCAGAAGUUCAGCGAAAAGAUCUCGCUGCUUGCGAAGUCCAGCAUGCGCAUCAAUAGGCUUAUCGUCAACAGCAUGGACCGGGGCCUUGAUGUCAUGGUGAUCAAACCUGCCACGGUGUUCGACUCCACGUGCAUGGACGAUGAGUACGAUGACGGCGAACAUGACAAGAAUACUGCGAACAACCGUGUCCUGUGUCCCACUGAUAUGGGGUUGCGGCAGCGUUCCAAGGGAGUCAAUGCCGGAGUGAGGAUUCUUUUGAAACCAAAGAUCGCUCUGGAAUCUGUGGUGGAUAACUUGGACGACUGA
Messenger RNA from Suillus clintonianus, 1032 nucleotides. RefSeq lists its product as uncharacterized. The record is from RefSeq and is a predicted model, not a curated record. Bases 1 to 1032 code for a protein of 343 amino acids. NCBI's taxonomy places the organism in Eukaryota, Fungi, Basidiomycota, Agaricomycetes, Boletales, Suillaceae. The transcript is spliced from 2 exons.